This is a messenger RNA of Tetrahymena thermophila SB210, 318 nucleotides long. RefSeq lists its product as hypothetical. The transcript has a single exon. NCBI's taxonomy places the organism in Eukaryota, Ciliophora, Oligohymenophorea, Hymenostomatida, Tetrahymenidae. The record is from RefSeq and is a predicted model, not a curated record.
AUGUAUCUUGAAGGUAAUAGUAUUAGAUUAGAAUUAGAUAUAAACAAAUAAAUGCAGACCUCCUAAAUUCAUAGAGAUUAAGCUGAAGAAAUUUAUGAUAUGAUUAAUGAACAGGAUUUAAAAACUUCAUCUUAGAUACAUUAAUCUCUUUAAAUAUAAAUGGAGGACAACUAUUUACCUAUUAAUAACCAAGUUUAGUAAAUUUUUUGUAUCUCUUUAAAGAUCCAUUUUAAAUUAAUUUCAUAGAGCAAAGCGAAUAGAAUAUUGCAAUUAUCACAUUAAUCUUAAAUCAAAUUUUCAAAAUACCAUUUUUACUGA